UCAGUUCAAAGUGAGACACGAAUAAUGUCGAUAAAAGCGUUUCCGCAUUCGAAAAUAUUGCUUUUAGCCAUCACCUGCUGUUGCAUGGUUUGUUGCGCCAGAUCACAGGUAUAUACCUCCACGGUAGCGAUGGCUGACCUGGCGGGCAGAGAAAACGACAUAUUCAGGUGGAUAGAUGGCUACAUCGACACAGAAAUCCUGAGACUGAAAGCUUUGAAAAGACAAGCGUCCCAAAUACCUCGCCUUACCCCGACCCAAGCCGCAGCCCAUGUACUUAAUCCCCUGGGAGCAUACCACACCAUUAAAAAGUUCUCUUUUGUGUGGAAGAAACUUGCGGAAGCCCUCAUAAGCCAGACGUGGGCUGCGCAUCCAAAUAUAUCUCUUUCAAAGAUCUCCAAGGAUCUAAAUCUCAAGCAGUGGCCUGGAAACCGGGAUUUAGAAGGGGCGGCGUCGGCAUUGGUGCGUCUCCAAAGGACAUACGGUCUUUCCGCAGUCGACCUUCAAAAGGGGAAAGUGCUCUCCUCUGUCACAGAAGUUCAUUUAGACUCCAAUGAUUGUUUUUUGAUUGGGCUAGAAGCCGAGAAAACAGCUGAUUGGCUAAUAAUGAGCGAGUGGAUGACGCUUGCUCACGAAAAGAUGAAUAAACAGUCACUGUUUAGAGAAGCUCAGGUUUUUAUUUCAUUAGCAAAGGCAUAUUUGAAGCUGGAACAAACAUCGAAAGCUGUGGAGUUUGCAACAAGAGCUGUAGCUUUGGAUCCAGGCAAUAAAGAAUACAGAGUCACUUUAGAGCAAUAUAAAUCAACCAAAGAAGCCUGCGACUAUGAGCCAGAGAUAACUCCUGCAGCAGAGCUUAGCGUCUACGAAAUGCUAUGCCGUGGUGAUAUUUUACAGGAGAAAGCAGUGGAAAAGGCCCUUAAUUGUAGAUAUAAAGAGACAAAUAUACCGAUCAAAGUCGCCAAGGAGGAAAUAUUGUACCGUGACCCCCGCGUCAGCAUAUUUUAUGAUGUCAUAUCCAACAGCGAAGCUCAACUUCUUGUUGACAUGGCGUCUUCAAAGAUGCAUCAGGCUUACAUUGGACAGUCCAAGAUGUCUGCGAUGAGAAUAAGCCAAGUAGGUUGGUUGGGAGACGAAGCGGCUGAUGUGAAACAAAUAAGUCAGAGAAUUGCACAAAUCACAGGCUUGGAAACGACAAUGAAGAGCGACAUGUCAAAUGCAGAAAAAUUCCAGGUCGUAAGCUAUGGCGUAGGAGGUAUGUAUAAGCCACAUUAUGAUGCUUUCGGAGUCCACUACGACGCUUCCGAGGGUCCAGAAUACCUCCGGGACUCCGGGGAUAGAGUUGGGACAUGGAUGUUUUACCUCACCGAUGUUGAAGCGGGGGGAGCCACCGUAUUUCCCGCUAUUAAAGUUACAGUGCCGCCGGUCAAGAACGCCGCUGUGUUUUGGUACAAUCUGAAGAGAGACGGUAGAAGGGACACGUACACGAUCCACGCUGGCUGCCCGGUCUUACUGGGACAAAAACUGGUUGCCAAUAAAUGGAUACGGGAGAGGGGACAGAUUUUUCACAGGAGGUGCGGGCUUGAUCGAAAUUCACCCGACGAUUGAGAAAUCAUUUUUGCAAACGCAAUACAUUAUGAUGUGAAAAACGCCGAUGAUUGUAUGAUGUGUAGAAGUCCAUU
Molecule: messenger RNA, 1676 nt
Organism: Lingula anatina
Lineage: Eukaryota; Metazoa; Brachiopoda; Lingulata; Lingulida; Lingulidae
Product: prolyl 4-hydroxylase subunit alpha-1-like
Biological process (GO): peptidyl-proline hydroxylation to 4-hydroxy-L-proline
Cellular component (GO): endoplasmic reticulum
Molecular function (GO): iron ion binding; procollagen-proline 4-dioxygenase activity; L-ascorbic acid binding
Source: RefSeq, a predicted model, not a curated record